This is a messenger RNA of Calidris pugnax (ruff), 1110 nucleotides long. RefSeq names its product butyrophilin subfamily 3 member A2-like. NCBI's taxonomy places the organism in Eukaryota, Metazoa, Chordata, Aves, Charadriiformes, Scolopacidae. The record is from RefSeq and is a predicted model, not a curated record. Gene Ontology annotation, molecular function: protein binding. The transcript has 8 exons.
AUGGAUCUGAAGCCUGAAGAAGGGAUCUGGGCAGUUGGCAGGUAUAAAGGGCAGUUCAUGGCUCUCACCUCUCCUCGCACCGUCCUUUCCAACUCCCCGCUCCCCAGGAGGAUCUGGGUCUGUCUGGACUGCACACGGGGGCUGGUGACUUUCCUCAACGCUGACACCGGGGCGCUGGGGGUGGAGUUUGAAGGCAGCCCCAAAACCCCCAACGGGUGCUUCUGGAAAGCGAGGCUCCGGACGCAGAUGGGAUUCCCCAGGAGCCCAUGGGGCCUCCUCAGUCCUUUCCUGACUCUCCACCUCCUCCGGCUGGGAUCAGCGGAACUCAGAGUGGUGGGACCAAGGCAACCUCUCCUUGCCACCGUGGGGCAGGACAUCGUGCUGCCAUGUCACUUGUCUCCACGCAUGGAUGCUCGGAGCUUGGAGAUCAGGUGGAUCCGGCAGCAGAUCUCUGAAACGGUGCACCUCUACCGAAACGGAGACGACCUGUAUGGCGAGCAGAUGGAGGAAUAUGAUGGAAGGACAGAGUUGGCCAGAGAUGGUCUCUCCAAUGGGAGCCUGGACUUGCGAAUCUCUGGGUUGAGACCCUCUGAUGAUGGCCCGUACGUCUGCACUGUGCGAGAUGCUGCCACUUAUGCAGAAACUACAGUGGAGCUGGAGGUGGCAGCCAUGGGCUCUGUCCCUCUCCUCUCUCUGGAGGCUUACGAGGAUGGAGGCAUCCGGGUGGUGUGUUGAUCGGCCGGCUGGUACCCACCACCACAGGUGCUGUGGAAGGAUGGCAGUGGGCAGCAUCCCCCCUCGGUCUCUCAGAGACGUUCCCCUGAUGAGAGGGGCCUCUUUGAGAUCCAAGAUGUCACCGUUGUGAGUGGGAAGGGAGAGGGGAACGUGUCGUGCGUGGUGAGGAACAGCCGCCUGGAGCAGGAGCAGGCGUCGUCCCUGCACAUCUCAGCUCCCUUUUUCCACAAUGCCCAUCCCUGGAUGGCAGCUCUGGGUGUCUUCCUCCUGCUUUCAGUGGUGUCCGCUGCCCUCAGUGCUUACCUCUUCCGAAGGAAAGUGGUGCAGUCCCGAGCGCUGGGGAAACGAGAUGCAGAACUGGGUGAGUCUCCUUGA